AUGCUUAGUGAAGGAGAUCACACGAUACUGUUUGAAGAUGUGAAACUUCUUACCCCCGAUCAUGAAUACAACAGUCGGCUUGUACUGGAAGCCAUAGAAAUCCAUAAACAUACGGAGAACAACAACAGAAAAGUGGAGGCGUUUGCAGGUAAUGGUGAUGUUCAGUGGAGCUUCUCGCAGGUAAAGGGAACCUUGGAUGAUGAUGUAACUGAAGCAGAUAUAAUAUCAUGUGUAGAAUUCAACCACGAUGGCGAGCUAUUAGCCACAGGCGACAAGGGUGGCAGAGUAGUUAUUUUCCAACGUGACCCCAUCUCUAAAACUGUACUUCCCAAACGUGGAGAAUAUAACGUGUAUUCGACAUUUCAAUCUCAUGAGCCAGAAUUUGACUACCUCAAGAGUUUAGAGAUUGAAGAGAAAAUAAAUAAAAUACGAUGGCUCAAAAGGAAGAAUCCCGCGCAUUUUCUCCUCUCCACAAAUGAUAAAACAAUAAAAUUGUGGAAAGUUUCUGAGAGAGACAAGAGAGUCGAAGGAUAUAAUACAAAAGCUGAAAAUGGCUCUCUGAUAGAUCCAGCCAAUGUAAGUGCUCUUAGAGUGCCAAUAAUCAAACCAAUGGAAUUGAUGGUGGAAGCUUCUCCGAGGAGAAUAUUUGCAAAUGCUCACACCUACCACAUCAAUUCUAUAUCGGUUAAUUCUGACCAAGAAACUUACCUUUCUGCAGACGACUUGAGAAUCAACUUAUGGCAUUUGGAAAUCACAGAUCAAAGCUUCAAUAUUGUUGACAUCAAACCUACAAAUAUGGAGGAACUUACUGAAGUUAUAACAGCAGCCGAGUUUCAUCCUGUAGAGUGCAACUUAUUUGUUUAUAGUAGUAGCAAGGGAACAAUUCGACUGUGUGAUAUGAGAGCAGCAGCUCUUUGCGACAGGCAUUCAAAGUUGUUCGAGGAGCCUGAAGAUCCUACUAACAGGAGCUUCUUCUCCGAAAUAAUUUCCAGUAUUUCUGACGUUAAAUUAUCAAAUAGUGGUAGAUAUAUGAUUUCAAGAGACUAUUUAUCAGUUAAAGUUUGGGAUUUGCACAUGGAGACUAAACCCAUCGAGACGUAUCCUGUGCAUGAAUAUCUGAGAGCGAAGCUGUGCUCGCUUUAUGAGAAUGACUGCAUUUUUGAUAAAUUCGAGUGUUGCUGGAACGGUAACGAUACUGCAAUAAUGACUGGUUCCUACAACAAUUUCUUCAGAAUGUUUGACAGAACAACGAAGAAAGAAGUAACGUUGGAAGCUUCAAGGGAUGUUGCCAAACCUCGAACAGUUUUGAAACCAAGAAAAGUGUGCUCUCAAGGAAAGCGAAAAAAGGAUGAAAUUAGUGUAGACUGUUUAGAUUUCAAUAAAAAAAUAUUACACACAGCAUGGCAUCCUGCGGAAAAUAUCAUAGCUGUUGCGGCAACUAAUAACUUAUUUCUGUUCCAAGAUAAGUACUAGACUAGUUAUCAAUUAUAUUCGUCGCAUAUUCAGGCUUUAUUUAAUUUAUCUAUAUCCAUCUUUUAAAAUUUUGUUAUUUCAUCGUGUUUUUCAUAAUUAUUAUACUGGGUUCUACGUGACUAGACUAUCAUUUUUUAAUUCGUGAGAUAAAUUACGAAAUGCCUCGAUGCAGCUUUUAUUUUUGAAAGGCUCUCAUGGGUAAAUUUUAUUCGAGUUGAAACCUAGGCCUCUGCUGCAUUUGAGGAAUUUCUUGACUGUCUCCUCAGUGAUCACAAAAUUUUUCAAUUUGUGAUCAUAGCCAUUAUUAUGAAGUAAUGUUUUAUUACUACUCUUAUUUAAUUUGUUGAUUUCGUUUUAUUCUACGAAAACUUUAUAAGUUUGACUUGUUUCAAAUCCUUAUUCUGAAAUCUGAUGCUUUCCUGUCUGAAGGGUUUCGUGAAAAUGUGAUAUUUUUUUAUUGAUAUUGUCGUUAAAAUAUUUUUUCCAGAGGGCACAACUACAACAAAAAGGAAUCUCCGUUUGUGAAAGAAAGGACAUUCAAACUCUCAAUAUUGCUAUUUGGUAUGUCAUAGGCUGGCAUUUGUAUAGUCCACCGUUUGUAAAUACUUUUGCUUGAGAUGUAUAUACCAGUAAACUGCAUAUUCUAAACAUUUUUUAUAUAUAACGUGAGAAAAACGACUAUUUUCAAGCCAUUUUCGCCUUAUUGCUUUUAUAUUUUUGUUAAAGACAACCUUCCAAAUAUUUUUAUAUUGAAAUCAACAAAAUCCUUUGGCAUCACAUUGUUUUAAAGUAAAGCACAGGCAACUUUGUAGUGGAAUAAUUAUUUUCAACGUAUGUUAUAUAAUACGAAGUCGUAGCGCCACACAUUUUGACAAAAAAAAUCAUUAAAUUUUGAAUUCAUACUUAGAAUAUCUGAUAGAUCAGGUACGAAAAAUAAAACCAUGAUAGAAUAAAGAAUAUUUUGGACACAUUUCUUGGUUCAGUCAGGAAUCAUCAACAAUACUUUAAUACAUUAAACAUUGAUUAGUGUGCACCUAAACUACAGAAAGUUCCUUCAAAACUAAUAUUGAAGUGUACCUGGCUACCUAAAAUAGAAUGUUCAGAAACUUGAUUUGAAAUAGUAUUUCCAGCUCAGUUGUGAAAUGGUAUAUUAUUUUCACUUUUAAAAAAGAUGCAUACUGGGUGGCCCAAUCUGUAAUGCCAAUUAAGAAAACCUUGAUUCCUUGCAUUGAUGAGUAUCCCUGUAUGUUAUCUGAUUUUUUUGUAGUUUUUGAGUCAAGUUUUUUUUAAACGUUUUUCUUCAAAUUUUUGGUCAGGUUUUAUUCAAUUUUUUCAUUCUCUAAGCCAAUGCAAGUUGCAAAAAUUUUGCUUACUGAAGUUUCAAAGUCUAAAAUAAAAAUCUUGUAAAAUGAAGUUAGUUGUUUGAUUUGAACAAAAAUUUUACCUAUUAUUUCAUUCCAAUUGGUUAAUUCAGAUUAGAAAUAUCAUAUUUCACCAUAUCAUAUCUGAUGGAAUUGGCCGAUAGAUGAAAACCAACGUUACUUAUUUGAUAACACUCUACUGAGGGAUUUCCACAAAACAGUUAGCACAAAAGAAAUACACGUUGUACAUUACAAUAACUUUUAGGCAUGUUAUAUUUUUGACAUGAUAGUAUUAUUUUGUGAAAAUCUAAUAGCGUUAUUGAAUACAUUUCACUAUUAUUUAUUUGAAGUUAUUUUUAAGAUCAUAUCAAAUGUCACCUUCAAUCUAGUUCAAAUAGAAACUCGAGCAAUUUUACAAAAUUGAAAAGUAAUUUUGAAGGCAUUGUAUGAUACCUUAGUGAUGAUGAUGAAUUUUAAGUUUUCAUAAUUAUUUGUUCAAUUGGAAUGUUUUUUGGCUUGCUUGAAGUAUUUCUUGUCUGAAUUAGCACGACUUAGUUAUGAUAAAAUAGGCAAAAAUAUUUUUUUGAAUCGAUAGCUGACUUAUAAAUUUUUUUCAUUUUCGUUAAUUUGCUCGAGCUUAAUAUGAAAAUGUAAUAUUUUUUUCGCAUUCUGUUUUAAAGUUGAAAAAUUGUUUUGGAUCAUAAAUGAACAGGCAACUAGUUAAAAGAUGUAUAUUGACUAAGAAAAAAUUACAUAGAAUGCAAUUUGAUGAAUUUAUAACUUUAUAAAGAUUUCUGUAAGCAGUAUGUGUAAUAAUGUUAUUGAUUGAAUAGCUCAUUGUAUAAAAAUUACGAAAUUAUAGAUAUACUUUUGGAAUGUUGUUUUGAUAAAAAUAUAAAUUUAACAGGGGGCCUAGUUGUUCAAUAUCGUAGAAUUCAUUUGAGCAACUUUUUCAGAUUUACAGAAAUUGAAUAUGUCUUGUUUUAUCUCCAUUUUGAGCUUUGAGCCAGGUGAGCUUUAUUCUCGUUUACAGGAGCCGCCUUUUAAACGUUUUCCAAGGAACAAAAUCCGCGUAUUCAUCUGUCGUUAAUCGAAAAUAUAAUCUUGAAUGAAUAAAGUUCAGAAAUAAUUGUCCAUCUCCUUUCCACACUGACAAAACAUUCAUACUAAAAUAGUCUGCAAUUAUUCUUAAGUACUCUUCUACUUUUUCUUUUCUGCUACAAAAUUAAUUUUAUGUUGUAUUUUAUAUUCAUAUCAUUUAUUUGUUGAUGAAAAUUCAUGAAAAAUGUAUUUAAUAACCUUUUAUUGUGAGAUAUCCACAAAACCGGAUUUUUUUCAAAUAUUCUAUCUCACUUUUUUUGUUUGCAAAUCUGUAAAGGUUGGUUUUAAUGAAUUUCCAGACAUAGACGGGCGUUUGUUGUUUAGUCCAAAGACUGACAAAAACAAAAAAUGGCUUUGGUAAGUGAAAAUUUUACAUUUCUCAAAUUGAAGCUUGAUUAUGUGUAAUUUUAGCAAUCUUAUAGAAAGAAUUUUAAAAAUGAAACCUGAACGCUAAUUCCACAUGUAUAAUAUAGUAAUAACAUUAAAUAAAGAUGAAUAUAUAAUAGAUAUAUGUACAAAUUGUAAAUAAUAAACAAAUACUUUUUUACCAGUAUGUUUGUCAUAUACUAGGACUUCAAAAUGACACAUUUUGAUCUUCUAUGAAUUUUAAUUUGCCAUUGCCAUAUAUCUCGUAAGUCGGCAGUAACUAUUACUCAGUAUUUUGUUUAUAUGAUACAUGUUCCUCAAUAUUUGAGAAAUUCCAAUGAAAUAAAGCCCAUGAAUGAA
Leptinotarsa decemlineata (Colorado potato beetle) is the source of this 4661-nucleotide messenger RNA. RefSeq names its product protein phosphatase 2 regulatory subunit tws (gene tws). Gene Ontology annotation, molecular function: protein binding; protein phosphatase regulator activity. The record is from RefSeq and is a predicted model, not a curated record. Gene Ontology annotation, cellular component: protein phosphatase type 2A complex. NCBI's taxonomy places the organism in Eukaryota, Metazoa, Arthropoda, Insecta, Coleoptera, Chrysomelidae.